GACCGAAAGGCGGAUUUGCCGACAUGCAGGAGGAGGGCUUUCUUUGACAGGCGGAAGAAGGCUUGUGACUGACAGCGGGAUCCGACCCUCAAAAGCCGGCUGUUCUUUUGCUACGUCCCUAAGAAACUGGGGUCUGACUUAUGGCUAACAAAGGGAUGAAUCUCCGCAGCGUGUGUUGCCUGCUUCUUUAUGUUAUCACAGCGGUGCUUGCGGGGAGAGAUUUCUAUAAGAUCUUGGGGGUGAGCAAGACUGCAUCAGUCAAGGACAUCAAGAAGGCCUACAGAAAGCUGGCUCUCCAGUUACACCCCGACAGAAACCCGGACGACCCGAAAGCUCAAGACAAGUUUGCAGACUUAGGUGCCGCUUAUGAGGUGCUCUCAGAUGAGGAGAAGAGGAAACAGUACGAUGCAUACGGAGAAGACGGGCUCAAGGAGGGGCACCACAGCUCACACAACGACAUCUUCUCCAGCUUCUUUGGGGACUUUGGGUUCAUGUUUGGAGGCAACCGACAGCAACAGGACAGGAACAUCCCCCGAGGAAAUGACAUAGUUCUCGACCUGGAGGUUACGCUUGAAGAGGUGUACUCUGGAAACUUUGUGGAGGUUGUUCGUAACAAGCCGGUAGCCAAAGAAGCCCCUGGCAAGAGGAAAUGUAACUGUAGGCAGGAGAUGCGGACGACGCAGCUCGGACCUGGCCGCUUCCAGAUGACUCAGGAGAUGGUGUGCGAUGAGUGUGCCAAUGUAAAGCUGGUGAAUGAGGAGAGAACCUUGGAGGUAGAAAUUGAACAGGGGGUGAGAGAUGAGAUGGAGUACCCUUUCAUUGGAGAAGGGGAGCCUCACAUCGACGGCGAGCCUGGGGAUCUACGUUUCCGCAUCAAAGUGCUGAAACAUCCAGUGUUUGAACGCAGAGGAGAUGACCUGUACACCAACGUCACUAUCUCCCUGGUGGAGGCGCUGGUCGGCUUUGAGAUGAGCAUUGUACAUUUGGACGGACACAAGGUUCAUAUAGUGAGAGACAAGAUCACUAAGCCCGGUGCUCGCAUGUGGAAGAAGGGCGAGGGCCUGCCCAACUUCGACAAUGUCAACAUCCGCGGCUCCCUCAUCAUCACCUUCGAUGUGGAGUUUCCUCAGACGCAGUUCGAUGAGCAGCAGAAAGAAGGUAUUCGGAGUCUUCUGAAGCAGGGCUCUGUACAGAGAGUUUACAAUGGACUACAAGGAUACUAACACAGCAACACACACAGCCUGGACUGAGUUAUCUGCCUCACACACAGACACAUUUUCAGUCGACAGGAGCGUGCCAGGGUGUAUUUAUUAUUCCCAGAUUGUUCUCAGGCUUGAAUCUAGUUUGUUUUUAUUCUUUAAUGUUCUACACUUUGACAGCAGUGGCAGCGUUGCUCAAGUUUUAUUUGAAGGGCAUAAAUGGACACGAUGCCAGAUCCUUGUGCCUGUUUUGUCCCUGCAUUAUGUUGUAAUAAGGCCUUUUGUUUAUGAUUCACCUGUUUCUAUCUGAGCGACGUGUUGAGGUCAAACAGACACUGUCUACAUCUGGUGAAGGAAGAGCUACAGACAAACUGAGCACCUGAAGAAGAAGAAGAAACUAUUUCAACCUUCAGCUGUCGUGGUGUGCACAACCACAAGUUUCUCUAUUUGGUUAGUUUUUUUUUUGUUUUAUAUCAGUUUUAUGCUGGUGCAACGGUUUUCACUCUGGUCAGAUUCCUGUUCAGUAACACUUUGUAAAUAUGGAAGAACAAAGCUCAUUGGUUUGUGUUGUAGUUUUCCUAAUUUAUGUUGCCAGGUUGUGACAGAAGAACUGUCAGCACUGCACAACCCCACAUCCACUGUGGCAAGAGUUGACCUCUUAAAUUAAACAGUGAUGGUUUAUUAUGUUAGAGGAAUGGCAGUUCGCUCCUGCUCCAGUGCCACCAGACCCUCUACUUGUCUGGGUUGAACCCCUCCAUCUCAAAGAGACUUCACACCAUCAGCGCCCCUGCUGGGUGUUGCUGGUUCAGUUUAUAAUGCUGCCGUAGGAUUUCCCUUCUGUUUUUACUGCAGCGCUGCCUCCUGGUCUUCUGAGAGUGUCAUGGCCCCAAAAUGUGAAUUAUUUGGCCAUUUUUACUGAGUGUUCAAGGGGAUCAUGUACUUUUGACUGACAAAAUAAAAAUUUAUAAAACUUU
Messenger RNA from Monopterus albus (swamp eel), 2173 nucleotides. RefSeq names its product DnaJ heat shock protein family (Hsp40) member B11 (gene dnajb11). NCBI's taxonomy places the organism in Eukaryota, Metazoa, Chordata, Actinopteri, Synbranchiformes, Synbranchidae. Gene Ontology annotation, cellular component: endoplasmic reticulum. Gene Ontology annotation, biological process: protein maturation; protein folding. The coding region runs from base 141 to 1223 and encodes 360 amino acids. Gene Ontology annotation, molecular function: misfolded protein binding. The record is from RefSeq and is a predicted model, not a curated record. The transcript is spliced from 10 exons.